AUGAAGAUCACUGCAUCUCCGCUCCUGCCUGCCGAGAUGGACAACUAUCUUGCUGCGCAUGAAGUUGAUCGUCCUCGCUACUCAUCCUUCUCGGAGCUUAACCUUUCAAAACCACACCUGCAGCCUGACAGUGCUGUCGCCGUGCAGAAAACUGUCAAUCUUCCUUGCGACCAGGACGAGAAUAUAAUUUCAGAUUCUAAUGAUAGCAUUCAUCGCAGCGCUAUCUCCUCUGGUCAUCCAUCUCCUUGUACUCCGUACUCUGAAGUUCAGAAUGCUGCUGCUCAUGCGUAUUCUCCCGAUCCUCCCUCGAACAUCGGCAGCGAUAGGUUUUCACCAGACCUCUGGACCAUGUCACCUGAAGAGCGCUCUCUCAUGACCAAUAGCGCCAACUUUGCUCAUGGUCGUCGUCGCCGUGGUGCCAUUCAGCAUGAGGCUUCUCUGGAGCUAGACGUCUCUUCCUCGCAUUCACCAGCUCCGCCUUCGCCAUUUGUUCUCUCUCCCGAUCUCGACAGUAGCGACGAUGACAAGGUCCGAGUUUCUGAAGAUCUCUCGGGUUACAAGAACAACACAGCAACUCCUCGUGGUCGUCUACAGCGCUCAUUUACACCAUCAGAGCGAGAAGAUGCCGGUGUGGUCUUGGUACCUGGUCUUCUUCGUCGCCUCAGCCGUCCUUUCUCUGGUCCUUGGCGAGGCCCUUCAUCGCCUCUGACCCCAGUUUCCUCGGUCGCUUCGCCACCUGUGGGUCGUCUGUCUCGCCUGCGUCGCUUGUUUUCGCGCCGUCGUUGA
This is a messenger RNA of Aureobasidium melanogenum CBS 110374, 786 nucleotides long. RefSeq lists its product as uncharacterized. The transcript has a single exon. Bases 1 to 786 code for a protein of 261 amino acids. The record is from RefSeq and is a predicted model, not a curated record. Lineage: Eukaryota; Fungi; Ascomycota; Dothideomycetes; Dothideales; Saccotheciaceae.